This is a messenger RNA of Trichomonas vaginalis G3, 486 nucleotides long. RefSeq names its product anaphase-promoting complex-dependent catabolic process. The record is from RefSeq and is a predicted model, not a curated record. Lineage: Eukaryota; Parabasalia; Trichomonadida; Trichomonadidae. Gene Ontology annotation, biological process: protein K11-linked ubiquitination; anaphase-promoting complex-dependent catabolic process. The transcript has a single exon. Gene Ontology annotation, cellular component: anaphase-promoting complex. The coding region runs from base 1 to 486 and encodes 161 amino acids.
AUGAAAACAAAUCUCCAUGAUAUAACAAAGAAAGCACUUUGGAAUGUUUCUACAACGAAAGGUGGAUAUGAAAUCAGUGCAAUGUUCGAUGGAAGCAACGAAACAUUUUGGCAAUCAGACUCUGUUCCACCUCAUUACAUAAUUGCUCAGUUUUCAAAGAAAACAUAUAUAUCUAAACUUUCUAUGUAUAUAUCAAUUCAAAAUGAUGAAACUUAUACACCAGUUGAAGUUGCUUGUUAUAUAGGUUCUGAUCCAAACUUGAUGCAACAGUACAGUCGCGAAGAAUUAAGCAUUUUACAAGGAUGGGUUGAUAUUCCACUUGGUAUCUCUACAAUUUUCCUUAAAAUAGAAAUAACUAAAAAUCAUCAAGGCGGUAAAGAUUCAAGAAUACGUCAAAUCAAACUAUGGGGACUUCCUCAAUCUCUUACAUUUGAUACAUCAUGCUUUGUCACUUCAAAUGCUACUCAAUUCUUAACAAUUCGUUAA